CCAACGCGUCCCGCUACUGACUGCUGUGAUGAAUCAGUCCUUGAGCCUAUGGAAGCUUGACAGUCAACCAAACUCCAACGCUUUUUUUCAUUAAGGCGACAAAUAUUCAAUAAUGACUUGACUUUCUGCAACUCAAUAACGGGCCUUCCCUUAAGAAUGGAAAAUCUACAUGCGCCUACAAUUCCCUCCGGGCCAUCAUCUAGGCCUUCAGCCAAUGGCAAUGCAGCGCAUCUCUCCUUCGCCGAGCUUUCGCUCAAGAAGGACAAUGUCGAGGCUGAACUCAAGGCUCUGGGUGGUGUGUUGAACUCACAUGGAGUCAACAUGGAAACGCCCCUCACGACGUCGGACGGAUUUCCUCGUGCAGACAUAGAUGUAGCACAAAUUCGCACCACCAGAUCCAAGAUCAUUCAUUUGCGAAAUGAUUACAAGGACCUGAUGAAUGCUAUUGAGAAACAACUCCAUGAACACUUCGCCAGCCUCCACGAUACCGAUGAUGUGGCACCUGCGCCAAGUGCUGGUGCAGGAAUGAUGGGUGACUCCAUCCCACAAAUGCGAGACGAGGCUUUUGCGAAAGUGAACACGGUGGCUGCAAGCAGCCCAGCGGAUGAUGCUGGUCUGAAGCCUGGCGACGAGAUCCGAAACUUCGGAUACGUGAACAAAGCCAAUCACGAUGGUCUGAAAAAGGUGGCAGAAUGUGUUCAGGGCAACUUGGGACAAAUCAUUCUCGUAAAAAUAUCACGUCGAACCGAUGCCGGACGACAAGAGCUUCAGCUCAAUCUGACACCACGACAAGACUGGGGUGGUAGAGGGACGCUGGGCUGCCACAUAUUGCCGCUGUAGAUAUCUAGGGAGGUACAUUAGUCCGGUUGACGAGGCCCCAUCAUUUCUUUAGGAAUGAGCUCUUUGCUAGCAAGAGGGCUGCUCCAUCGCCAGCAAAAUACUAGCAUGGCGCACAUAUGUAAGGACCUAAAAAAGACGUGUUGAAGUAAGCCAGGCCAACCCUAGGGCUCCUUAGGCUGUGGUGAAUUAGCAGUCAGGUAUUAUCGCCACCUAAUGGCUGAGAGCCCGAUAGUACUCAGGCAUCCAGUCUGCAAGCAAAUGUCUCCCUGCCUAAAGCUGUCUUGUAGGUAAACACAGACGUGAAUGGAUUAAUAAGAAAGAGGGGCGUCAAGGUUGUAGUUUCAGGCCAUCCUAGAUAGAUGCCAGCAGUGAAAAGUAUUAAAGAACCUCACAUUGACUUCAGAACUCGAUUCACUCUCAGUCACUUGCG
This is a messenger RNA of Pseudomassariella vexata, 1270 nucleotides long. RefSeq lists its product as uncharacterized. The record is from RefSeq and is a predicted model, not a curated record. Gene Ontology annotation, molecular function: protein binding. Bases 157 to 840 code for a protein of 227 amino acids. The transcript has 4 exons. Gene Ontology annotation, cellular component: nucleus; cytoplasm. Gene Ontology annotation, biological process: proteasome regulatory particle assembly. Lineage: Eukaryota; Fungi; Ascomycota; Sordariomycetes; Amphisphaeriales; Pseudomassariaceae.